Molecule: messenger RNA, 1922 nt
Organism: Anopheles moucheti
Lineage: Eukaryota; Metazoa; Arthropoda; Insecta; Diptera; Culicidae
Gene: Elp4
Product: elongator complex protein 4
Exons: 3
Coding region: 71-1177 (368 amino acids)
Biological process (GO): tRNA wobble uridine modification
Cellular component (GO): cytoplasm; elongator holoenzyme complex; transcription elongation factor complex
Source: RefSeq, a predicted model, not a curated record
UCGGCACAACACAAUCGGAAAACUACACCAGCUCUAGGGAAACUACAGCGAUUAAAUAAACACGUGCCAAAUGUCUGGAUUUGUAAAGCGUCGACGGGCUUUAAACAUACACGGCACCCGCCUAUCAGUUCACACGGGACAGUCAGUAACUUCUUCAGGAAACCCCUCACUAGACCAUAUUUUUGGAGAUGGGUUUCCCAUCGGUUCCAUCAUAGGUAUCGAAGAAGACAUACAUGGAAGCUAUGCAAGGGUGUUAUCGAAAUAUUUUCUCGCAGAAGGAAUCGUAAACAAGCAUCCGCUGUUGGUAGGGACGAUAGAAGAAAAUCCAACACACUUAAUCGAAAAAUUACCAAAACCUGUUCAAGCCAAUGCAUUGUCCGAAGGUGGCACCGAGCAAGAACCAGAAACCAUGCGCAUUGCUUUUCGAUACAAUCAGCUAGCUCCAGUAGAUUCCGAACAGAAAUCAUCGACGGCCCUUGGACACUAUUUUGACCUCACCAAAACAAUAAGUUCCACUACGAUACUUGCACAAGAUAUAACAUAUUGGAACGGAGAUGAAGUGCACGAAAAUGAUACAGGAUUUGUGGGUUCAUUCAAGAAUCCACACUUCGCAUCGCUUUUGUCCUGCAUCCAUCGAAAAGCAAGUGAACACCAGUUUAAUUCCAAUUUCGACGAGAGCGCAAAAAAUGUACUACGAAUUUGUUUAAACUCAAUCGGCUCUCCGUCGUGGUACGAGAAGAAUUUUGCUGACGAUUUUCUACGAUUCAUCGUCUUACUGAAAGCCAUCGUACGAAACACGCUGUCGGUUUGUUUGAUAACCGUGCCGUUCCAUCUGUUACGUCACCUGGACGACAUCAACCUAUGCAAAAAAGUGCGAAAUCUAUUUGAUUUUUCCUUCGAGCUGGAAGCUUUUGCCGGGCAAAUGGAAGAACAUGCGAAUCCUGUCUUUAAAGAGUACCACGGUUUGUUGAACAUUACCAAAAUAGCACCAUUUAAUAGCUUGGCUUCAUUUCACCCUAAAACACGCGAUCUAGCGUUCAAGCUAAAACGGAGCAAGUUCGUAAUAGAAAAGUUACAUCUUCCACCGGAUAUUGCAGAUGACGAUAGUCGCACUGUAAACCCUGCUCCGACACUUAGUUGCGCUGGUGGCGGAAUGAAAAGCAAGCUGGAUUUUUAGUUGUCAUGAAGACGAUGUUCUCGAUGGACUAUGCAUACCGGUAACAAAUAGAAACAGUUGGUCUAAUUUCUAUGAACACACUAUUAUUGGGUUUAUUCGCGCUUAUCGUAUAUAAGUUUUAAAAUGUGCCUUUAAAAUUUGGGUGCUUAAACUAGGUAACUUUUGGAGAUCUGAUAAUAGUGAGAGUUGUUAUUAAAAGCCAAAUCUGGACGUUGUUUGGUAUACUCCUUUGGUUGUAUGUACGUUUCCCGGAUGGUUGGUACGGAAAUGGGUGAGGGCAGUUCGUGCUCGUAAAUGUUAUCCCGUACACGACGAUUCGCUGGUACUGCUGGGAUUGGUAUGUGCGGCAAUGGAUGCGUACGCAAUAUUUGUGUGACAUGGUUUUUACGCGGUAGCUUUGUACAACUCAAAAUAAUGCUGAGCAGGACACAAAAUUCAACCACUGCUACAAUUAAUCCAGCGCAAAGAAACAAAAAGUAUUGUUCACGGUACCACAGUUCAAUCUUAUGCAGGCAACCCUAGAUGAGCGGAUAUAGGAAGUCAAAAAUGGGAGUUUAUUAUCAAUGUAAACGCAGGGAGUUUGCUUUUUUUUUACUAAACUCACAUCCAGAUGGCGACUUUUUUCAUAAUCCUGCGUCUGUAGUGCCUGACAAAGCGUCAGGUUUACCGGCACCGGGUCCAGAUACGCCGUAAAUUCGAACCGAUUCACUAACUUGCAGCAGGUUAAAGGAACGGUCAGCUCUUU